AUGUCGGCCAAGGGGCACUACCUCCUCAAUGAGGACAAGGAGGGCCCUGACCAGGAUGCAGUCUAUGAGAAUGCCUGUCAGAAUAUUUCUCUUCAAGUUCCUUCUCAUCUUCAGGCUGAAGCACUUGUAGGCAAGGUGAAUCUGAAGGAGCGUCUCCGGUCGGCGAGCCUAAUUCAGUCAAGUGGUCCUGACUUCAGCAUUCUAGAAGACGGCUCCACUUACACAGCACAUAACCUCAUUUUGUCUUCUGAAAAGAAGAGUUUUUCCAUUUUGCUUUCAGACACUCAGAGACAGGAACAGAAGGAGAUAGAAAUUGUACUGGAAGCAGGAGGAAGGAAGAUCUACGCCUAUGCAACUACUGUGGACGGUUAUGCACCUGAGUACACACACCCCUUACUAUUCAAAGUUGAAGAUGAUAACGGUAAUGCCUCAUAUUUUGAAGACAAAGUGACUGUCUUUAGUGUGCCUGAGAAUUGCCAAACCGGAACUUCAGUGGGAAAAGUGACUGCCAUAGACCUCGAUGAACCUGAUACUCUACAUACUUGUCUGAAAUAUAAAAUCUUACAGCAAAUUCCAGACAAUUCAAAGCAUUUCUCCGUACAUCCAGACAUCAUCACCACAACUACAUGUUUACUAGAUAGAGAAGUAAUGAAUUGCUUAAUUAAUUUCUCAGUCACUAAACUAUGUUCAUUGAACUAUGAAGUACAUCGCCAAAUGGUUUUGCAAAUUGGUGUACUUAACGAAGCACAAUUCCCUAAAGCAGCAAACUCACAAACUCCUACUAUGUGCAUUACAACUGUCACUGUUAAAGUUAAAGACCAUGAUGAGGGCCCCGAAUGCCAACCACCAGUAAAAGUUAAUAAGAGUAAAGAUGCUCCCGUGGGCACAACACUCCUUGGAUACGAAGCAGUGGAUCCGGACAGCAGCACUGCUGAGGGCUUAAGGUAAUAAAAAAACAGAGAUGAAGAUAACUGGUUUGAAAUUAAUGAAUACACUGGUGACUUGAAAACUGUAAAAGUUCUAGAUAGAAAAUCAACAUUUGUAAAAGACAACCAAUACAAUGUUUCCGUGAUUGCAAUGGAUGCAGGUGAAUCUUGCACUGGAACAUUAGUAGUUCUUUUGGAAGAUGAUAAUGAUCACUCACCACAAAUUGGAAAAGAAGUGACAAUUUGUCAGCAUGAUAAGGAUUUUGCUGUUCUCAAACCUGUAGAUCAAGAUGGACCUGAUACUGGGCCACCUUUUCAAUUCAUUCUCGAUAAUUCUGCCAGCAAACUUUGGACAAUAGAGACAUUAACAGAUGAUAGACAUGGCAUUUCUGCAGAACACAUGUUAUCAGUGAGAGUAUGUGACUGUACAAUUCCAUCGGAAUGUAGAGAUGCAAGGCAAUCAAAUGAAAAACUUGGAAGAUGGGCUAUUCUUGCCAUGGUGUUGGGUUCUGCAUUGUUGUCAUGUAUUUUGUUUACAUGUGUCUGUGUUACUGCUAAGAGUACAGUAAAGAAAUGUUUUCCAGAAGAUGUAGCCAAGCAAAACUUAAUUGUAUCAAAUACUGAAGCACCCGGAGAAGAAGUGAUGGAAGCAAAUAUUAGACUCCCCACACAGAAAUCCAACAUCUGUGACACAAGAAUAUCUGUUAACACACUUGGUGGCCAGGGAGUCAAAACACAUCAAAGUUUUGAGGUGGUCAAAGGCUGCUACACUCUGGACCCCAUCAAAGGAGGCAGACAUCAGACCUUGGAAUCUGUCAAGGGUGUAGGACAAGGAGUGACGAACACCAGCAGAUACACAUACAACGAAUGACACAGCUUCACCCAACCUCGGCUUGGCGAAAAGGUGUAUCUGUGAGGAAAAGACAAGGAGCAUAAACAUUCUGAAGACUACGUUCACUCCUAUAACUAUGAAGGAAAAGAGUCUGUGGCUGGCUCUGUUGGCUGCUACAGGGAUCCGCAGGAAGAAGAGGGGUUUGAGUUUCUAGAUCAACUGGAACCCAAAUUUAGGACCCUAGCAAAGACACGUGUAAAGAAAUAAGUGUGCCUUUUAAUAGAGUAACAUCUACGAUGCAUAUGUAGGAGUUUAUUGAAUGUAAAAUGACAGCAGCAUCUGCUAAACUGUUUGUUUAUUGGAGGUAAACUUCCAGUCAUAUAGAUAAGGAUACUAUAAAUACGAAGCUUCCUCUAAUUCUCCUUGUCUGAGAUAACUUCCAUGUUCUCCAGAAAUAAAUGUUUCAUUUGUUAAUUUCCAUUUAUAUGCAUUUACAUAUUGCCCUUUCUAGGACUGUACUAUGUGCUGUCUUGCACCUUCUAUUUGAAAACUUAUGUUACUUGGUAUGCUCUGGAAGAGUAUAUGGGGAGCUAGUGAAAAGUACAUUUUUAUUUUAGAUGAAAAUUAAAUAUUUUCUUCACCGUCUUGGGGACAAUUAUGCUUUUAGAAGUAUUGUCUUUGGUGCAAGAGACUUGCUUCCUCUAUCUGCAUGGCUCUGUGCUGAAGAAUUGUUUAAACAUUCUUUGAUAGUCUCCAACUGGUGAAUAAGGCUCAUCUCCCACUAUAUUUUUCACCCUCCGGAGGUGCUCCCAGCUCGAUCCUGAGAUCUCUGUCCAUGUGGAUGCAACAUCAGGUUCCUACAGGUUCUAGAAUUGUUGGAAAGACAUGGACCAGAACAAGCUCACAACAAUUUGAGCCUCUGAGAUUUUUUUUGAAGGAUCACGUGAGAGGAUUUCCAUUAAAGAAUUGCAGCCUUGAUGCCCGUGGGUUGAUUGAAACCCAUAAAUUUGUUUUGUUUGCCCACCAUGAUGUAUUAUUACUUUUUAAAAAUAUAAAUACCUUGGCAAGGACAUGCUCUCUCUAGUGUGACACGCGCCCACCAUCUUCAAGCAUUUGGGGAACUAGCCCAGCAGGAAUUAGGCUUACAACCCUGAUACACAGUGCUUAGCCCUUUGAGUAUGCUAAAGAUUGAAUGACUAUCCUACCCGGAGCUUAAUAUUCAGGCUGCGUUGGUAAUCACUUUCAGAAAAUGUUAAAUCAGAAAAAGUGUCUGGCAUAUAUAUGUUAAAAAAUUGAAAUCUAUUAAUGCAAUUCUUACCAAACAUUUUUUGAAUGGUGGUGGAUUAAAAAAAUGAGAACAUGAGUUAAUAAACUAUUUUGAAUAUAUAGCAUUUUAAUAGGACAUUAUAUUUUAUUAAUUUAGAAAGAAACCAUGUGUUUAAAUAAUAUUUUAAUAGUGUUUUGUGCCAAACUCUAUAGAUUUAUAAACAUUAACGGUAUAUAUCACAAGGAUAUUUCUCAUUCAGACAAAAAUAAUUUUUUAAAUCUAUUAGCUAGUUAACCUUUGAAACAAAUGAGUAUCUGAUUUUCUUAAAUUUUGUGAUUAGUCUCCUUACUGUUAGUCACAGUUUCUAAGUAAAGGGGUUUCUUGAUAUGAAGUUGGAUAUUAGAGCAGAAAAAAAAAGUUUUAAUAAGUAAGAUUAUAUUUUAAAAGGUGUCCAUUUUUAUAGCCAUUGUCAGUAAAAUAAUUUUGGAGAGUAAUGCAAUUUCUGGAUCUCUGUUAUUUGAUGUACAUGUUACUCUGACAAUGAUACCAGUUUUGAAAUUUUAAAAUAUAAUAUUAAAAUUUUGGAAAUAUAUAAUAAUAACGUGUUACGUUAUAUUCUUGAAUGUAGAUGCAGUAUGUUUGCUAAGCAAUUAAAACUCACUAGUCAAACAUUAACUGACAUGUUUGUUUAUGUCUUCAUAUUUCUUAAAUUUAAGAAUGAAAGAGAAAAUUUGUAUCUGAACAUAAAAUACAAUUAAAGGUCAAAGGCUGAUUUCUCAAUCGGCAA
Molecule: messenger RNA, 3812 nt
Organism: Globicephala melas (long-finned pilot whale)
Lineage: Eukaryota; Metazoa; Chordata; Mammalia; Artiodactyla; Delphinidae
Gene: DSC1
Product: desmocollin 1
Biological process (GO): cell morphogenesis; homophilic cell-cell adhesion; multicellular organism development
Cellular component (GO): adherens junction; catenin complex; plasma membrane
Molecular function (GO): cadherin binding; calcium ion binding
Source: RefSeq, a predicted model, not a curated record